Molecule: messenger RNA, 1956 nt
Organism: Fusarium vanettenii 77-13-4
Lineage: Eukaryota; Fungi; Ascomycota; Sordariomycetes; Hypocreales; Nectriaceae
Exons: 3
Coding region: 1-1815 (604 amino acids)
Source: RefSeq, a predicted model, not a curated record
AUGGUUCUUUCGCCAUUUCUGCGUGGGGUACAGCUUGCAUUGCGUUCCAUUGAAUGGCCCCAACCUACGUCAGCUUCAACUCUCCUGAAUGUCUUCCACUCCGAGCGCGACAUGGCAUCGGCGUCGCCCUCUUCCUGUCUGUCCUCGCCGGCAUCCUUUGUUACCGCGCACGACUCCAUAGUCGACAAGUCUACCGCCGCCAGCAGCCCCGUACAGGAGAAUCCUUGUCCCUAUCGCGAUGCGCGCCAGCUACCCCGCGAGCUGAAGAAUCACUGCCAUAUUUUUCUUGAAGAGCAGCUAUAUGCCUCGGCCAUCAAUCUCCUCAACAGCAUCGCCGGCGCCGGCGCAUCCAAGCGCACUUCCACCAACAGAAAGGGUGUCCCGGUUCCUCCCCCAAGCCAUCUCGCCUUGUUGAGCACACUCGUCAUUCACCCUCUUCACACCACUCGCGCCGAGAAAAAGGAACAUCUCGACGUAUGCUCCCAAGCGCUCGACUAUUUGCGCAACAUUCUCGCCAUUGUUGGCCCCGUCAAUGCCGACUUUAGAACCGCCUUUCAGUUCUACUCAGUACCCCGAUCAGGUCGCAGACGCGAACAACUUGCGUCAGCAAACGAUAGUGAUGUUUCCGACGCCGAGUUGAGCGGCGACGAUGAGCGCCUCCGGGGCAAGAUCGCCAACGACGGCAGUGUAUGGAACCGCGGCCAGGACUUCUGGUCUACUGUCGGCUGGGCCUUUAACUGCAGCACAAUGUACCCCAACCGAUGGCGCUACUGGAAAGUUUGGUUGGAAUUUAUAAUGGACGUACUCGAGGCCGACUGGAACGAGCGCGAACGUCGCGACAAGGCGGCACAGCAGGCCAACGGCCCCGACAGCGAACCGAUCCUGACAUCACGGGAGGAAUCCAUCAUGGCCAUGUACAUGAAUCAGCAGAAUGGACGACAAAGCGGCGCCAAAGGGUUCGUCAAAGCUCUAUUCGCUGAUGGAGGCGAGCUAUCAUCUUCGGCCUACCGCGAGAUCUUUGACAAGGAACCCCGGGGCCCACGAAAACAAUCAAAGAAGCGAAAACGAGAACAAGUGCUCGAUCUAGAAAACGACAAGUUUGGCGACUAUUUCGAGGAUGAAUCCAUGUCGUCUGGUGUCUCAGAACCUCCCACGCCUCAAAAACCCAAGGACACACGCAAACUCGGGAAUGCCGGAAUUUAUCCUCCUGGCAUGGUGGAAUCAAUAAGCAUACGACUGCGCAUUUUCAAGCUCUUGUCGGCCGUGACAUGGUCACGAGGAAAACGAUCAGAGCUCAAUCGUCUUUAUGAGGAGUACACGGCAGCCCUCAAACUCCUACCCCUACCGACAUUCUCUCUUUUCCUUUCACAACGACCCAACAUCUUAUUACCCGAAGCACUUGUCACGAUCAACAAGGAACUUUUUGACCUACUAUUACCUUCAUCAUACAAGAACCCUUCCAGGAUUGAUCCUGAAGGCGACGCCCAGGGGAGUUUGACCAUGCCCAUGUUAGAAUACUGUUAUGUCUUGCACCCUGCAAAUACUGUGGCGCUGGAGGACAAUGCCAAGCUGUCACUGGUUGUCGAGAGUGCCAUCCAGCUUCUAUGGUCGUUUGACAUGAUGGUGUAUUCAGAAGAAUUUGAAGCAGCUGUUGAGAAGGGCAUCAAGGCUAGAGAGACCAAGGCAAAGAAGCGACGGACUGGCAAGAUGAAGGGGGAUGCGGGCGAUGCCAUGGCACAGGACGUCCUGACGAACUCUGGAACAAGGCUCAGGAUUCUUCUCGAGGCGUUAAAGGCUAUUCAGGAAGCGGAGUAAUGAAUUCGGGCUGGUUAGUGGUCAUGAUGGGUUGGUUGGGUAUUUUGAUGGUGACACUUGUUGGUGACUUGAUAUUGUACAAACUUAGACUACCCCUGUACAUAGAUAGACAUUAUGUUGUAAUGAAUGAUGAUAUCCCCU